AGUCUAGUUGCCCUCAGCCUCAGACAGAGGUGGGUCGGCUCCUAGACAUUGUUGCGACGUUGCCCUGACAGGCAGGCGCUCACCCUGAGCCGCGUAUAUACCAGAAGAAACUUUCUCCGUGCGAAAGGACGAAAUAGGAGGACACCGGACCAUCAAGCACGCAGUUUCCUCCGCAAUGAUGGGAGGGCACGGGUGGGUGAAACUCCUCUUCCUGGGAACCACCUUGUUCUUGGUCCUGAUCACGGCACCGCUCCAAACUCAAGCGGCAAAACCAAAGUCGAGGCACAGGGCCAUCAGACCCGUCCAGGCUCAACAACCUGUGAAUCCUACCAACCCGGAGUAUAACGAGUAUGACGAGUACUACGACAACUACGACGACUACGAGGAUCUGCAGCUCAGGAACGGAACGCAAAACGAGCGUGUACCACCACCAACGUCGGGACCACCGACCGAUAACUUGGUUCGACCUAGACCAGCGACGCCUGAAGUCACCACCAAUCCACCUCCUGCGGAGACUCCAUCCACUCCCGUUCCACCUGCUCUGCUUCCAGAUGAAACCACCGAACCGGGGUCACCAGCUCCAGGUGGCGAGGAUGAAAGGGAACCCGGUCUAUCGCCGCCCACUUCACCUUCGGAAAUUAUUCCGGGCGCGAGCAACCGUGUGAACUCGGUCGCUAUAACGGGUCCAAGGGGAGAAGACGGACGUCCAGGAGACAGCGGACGUCCCGGAGACUCGGGAUUUCCGGGGACGCCUGGAACCCCUGGAAUUCCUGGACCACCCGGGCCACCGGGCCCCGCACCUGACGUUUCCCUCUACUACCAACAACUCGCAUUGGCUCAGGCCGGACAAGACAAGGGUCCAACGGGGGGUGCCGCGCCCUUUUAUGCAUCUCCAGAUGCAUUCUCCUAUCUCCAGGCUCAAGUUGGUCCUGUAGGACCACGCGGACCACCUGGGCCACCAGGUAGUCCCGGUCCCCAGGGAUUCCAGGGAAUACGAAGCGAACCCGGAGAACCAGGACCCCCAGGCCCCACAGGUCCUCCGGGACCUCGAGGAUUAACCGGACUCUCCGGAAAAGAUGGCGAUGCCGGGGAGGAUGGUGAACCUGGACCCCCAGGAUCACAGGGACCGGUUGGUCCGCGAGGAUUACCCGGUAUGCCUGGCCUUCCUGGUAUCAAGGGUCAUCGGGGAUUUCCUGGACUCGACGGGGCUAAGGGGGACCAAGGCCACACCGGGGAGAAGGGAUCUGCCGGUGCACCGGGGCCGAUCGGGCCGAUGGGACCAAUGGGUCCUGCAGGACCCCGAGGAGAGAGGGGGCGCGAAGGGCCUCCCGGACCACCCGGAGUAAGAGGAAUGGACGGAGUUUCCGGACCACCCGGACAUCCCGGUGCGAACGGCAAGUCAGGACCUCCCGGGUUUCCCGGUAGUCCUGGUAUCAAGGGAGAUCAAGGAGCUCAGGGUCCGAAGGGUAGCCAAGGUCUGCAGGGUCCGAGGGGUGAAUCGGGUCGACCUGGGCAACCGGGAGAAUCCGGGCCUCAAGGAGCGCCAGGAAAAGAUGGAUUUCCAGGUGAGAAAGGAAGCACAGGAGCACCGGGGAUGCUAGGUUCACCCGGUUUCCCUGGUGUUCGCGGACAGCCUGGUCUCGCUGGAAGUCCGGGUACGCCCGGUGCCAAAGGAAUGCCGGGCACGCCUGGCUCGAGGGGAUUCAAAGGGGAGACAGGGUCGAAAGGUGACUCCGGGGCGCCCGGUCCUAGGGGAAUGCCGGGGCCACCAGGUAACGAGGGAAAAAGAGGAAAGCGAGGCAUGCGAGGUCCGAUCGGGGCGACGGGAUCUGCUGGCGAACGUGGGCUACCCGGAGUUCGUGGGCUACCAGGGCCCGACGGGCCUGUGGGUCCAAAAGGACAAACGGGGGAUCGGGGACCAUCGGGAGGCAGCGGACCAAAGGGAGGAACCGGGGAUCCCGGAAGGCCAGGUCUUCCAGGGCUGCAGGGUCCUCGCGGUUUGAUGGGUCGUCCGGGUGCUACUGGCAAGCCAGGUAAUCCUGGAGAGCGUGGAAUUCAAGGUGCGGAUGGUAAGCCCGGUGAUUCGGGACCUCCGGGAGUCCAGGGAUUGCCCGGACCGCUAGGGUUACCCGGAGACAAGGGAUACCCGGGAGAACCAGGAAAAGACGGUGAACCAGGCGCGCAAGGUCCACCUGGUCCGAGGGGGGACUCAGGGAAGGAUGGACCACCCGGUACACAAGGCGCACCCGGACCACCAGGAGGUGACGGGGAAAGAGGACCAGCCGGUCCCGCGGGUCCUAGAGGAUUCCAAGGUUUGCCCGGAGUCAGCGGGAAUCCAGGAAUGCCUGGAAAAGAUGGUGAACAGGGGACACAAGGACCACCGGGACUUCCAGGUCCGGUUGGUAACAGGGGUGACCGUGGAUUCCCCGGAGACCGUGGUCCAGUCGGAUCACCCGGAUCACCGGGACCUAGAGGAGAAACAGGAGCACAAGGCACGGAUGGAUUACCGGGCACGGCAGGGCCACCCGGAGACAAGGGACACUCCGGACCUCCAGGACUCGUGGGUUUGCCAGGAUUGAGAGGAUUGCCUGGAUCACCUGGAGACAAGGGAGAGAGAGGGUCGUUCGGACCAGUAGGACCUGAGGGGCCACCAGGACGUAUCGGCGAACGCGGACCGCAAGGUCCGAUGGGACAGACAGGUCCCCCGGGCGAACCCGCGGAGCGUGGAGACACAGGACCUCCAGGACCUGCUGGGGAGGUUGGUGCCCCCGGUAGCCCGGGAGAGAGAGGACCUCCGGGUCCGAUCGGGCUACAAGGUUUCCCUGGACCACAUGGUCUUUCAGGACUACCCGGCAGCAAGGGCGAACGAGGAUAUCCCGGGCUCAAAGGAGACCAAGGCCACCCGGGUGCAGCGGGUAAUCCCGGUGAACAGGGGCCUCAGGGACUAAUCGGUCUGACUGGGGCCAAGGGAGCGCGAGGUGAACCGGGUGCUAGGGGUGAAACUGGAAUGAUGGGACCUUCCGGUCUGCCCGGACUAUUGGGUGCUUCUGGACAACCUGGAGCUGCGGGGCCACCUGGUCCACCGGGACUUCCGGGAAUCAAAGGCGUUGUAGGGGAUGUAGGACGUCAAGGUAACCCAGGACCUGCUGGUAACCCUGGACCACCUGGGUUUGACGGUCUUAAAGGAGACAGUGGCGCAGAAGGACCACCAGGCCCGAUCGGUCCUCCGGGACCCCAGGGAUCACCUGGAGAUCGCGGACUUCCCGGACUUCCAGGAACCCCUGGCUCAAUCGGCGCCAGAGGUUUGCGGGGCGCGUCUGGGGAAACUGGAAUGCCAGGAAAACCAGGAACGGAAGGUCCACCAGGACCCCAAGGACUACCAGGACCAAAUGGGCCACCGGGUCCUGCCGGAGAUGCUGGGCCAGAGGGUCCACCGGGUAAAUCGGGACCACCAGGUAUCGCUGGAAGACCGGGAGACAAGGGACCAUCUGGGAUGCCAGGGCCACCUGGUUCAUCUGGACCGAGCGGAUUACCUGGGCCACCAGGACAAGCCGGACCCCAAGGGCAAGCUGGAGAGAGGGGAGCGCGAGGCGACGCAGGACCUCAGGGCGUCGAAGGACAACAGGGUCCCCGCGGUAAGCCCGGACCGACUGGACCCGAGGGAGCAAAGGGAGAACAUGGCGAACCAGGACCAAUUGGUGCAAAGGGUCAUCGUGGGCUUAUAGGUCUGCAGGGAUUGCCAGGUGCUCCAGGUAUCCCCGGGGAGAAGGGUAUGAUAGGGCUGCCAGGCAUCCCUGGCAAAGAUGGCGAAAUAGGGACACGAGGUCCUCCUGGUAGGGACGGCAAUCAAGGUCCACAGGGUAUGCCCGGGAAUCCAGGGCCCAGAGGACCGUCAGGGGAAGAAGGAAGACACGGAGCUCCAGGACCAGCAGGGCCACCUGGUCCCCCUGGACCACCGGGAGAACUUGGCCUGGGUUACGACGCUGCAUCUUUGGCUGCUCUUCUCGGUCAAGGACAAGGACAAAGCAAGGGUCCGGAUUCUUUCAGCGGCGACGAACCGCCCAGGAUAUUCGGGAAGGAUAUUACGGAGGCGGAGCGCAGAGAACUGGUAUCGAAGGCCUUCGAGCAGCUAAAGAUAUCAUUCCAGAAAUUCAGAAAACCUGACGGACAGAAACAAGACCCGGCGAAAACUUGCAGGGAUCUAUUUGUAGCGUAUCCAGAUAAACCGAGCGGGGAGUACUGGAUAGACCCCAACGAGGGUGAUAGCAAGGACGCGAUCCUGGUGUACUGCGACACGGACAAAUCCAAGACUUGUGUAAUGCCAAAGCCUGAGCGUUCUCCAGAAAUCACGUAUACCGGCGAGGAACAAGAAGUCUGGCUCAGCGAGCUUGAGAACGGAAUGCAGAUUACGUACAAGGCGGACAGCAACCAGAUAAGUUUCCUACAACUUUUGUCCACCCACGCUGAACAGAAUUUGACUUACCACUGCAAGAACUCGGUGGGGUAUUUCGACACGGAGCGUCGAACCUACAGACGAGGUCUAAAACUCCUGACGUGGAACGACGCGGAGCUCACACCCCGUGGUAACCAGCGUUUGCGAUACGACGUUGUGUUGGAUGAGUGUCGGGACCGUCUCGAUAAAUGGGGCAAGACAGUACUCAGCUAUGAAACGGACAAACCGAUUCGUCUGCCUUUAUUGGACGUCGCUUUGAGGGAUGUAGGAAAGCCAGAGCAGAGCUUUUCAGUUCAAGUCGGACCUGUUUGCUUCAGGUAAAGUUGAUGACACACUCGGUGUGCAUCGUAUCCUUCCGGACACCGUUUGGCAUUUGACGAUUCUGUUAAUCUUGAAUUCAUAUAUCGCAUACGGAUGCACAUACAUGGCUAUAUUACCGCAACGUUUACCUGAGCAGGUGAAAUUAAUAUAAGAUAAUUAUACUCGUGCGUAUGAUAACGAUAUUAUGGCCUGUACAAUGAACUACGGUGGAUAGUAAUUUGGAGAAAGUAUUCUGCUGAUGAUUUUAGGGAUCAGCGUGCGAACAUGAUUAAUAUCGGCGUAUAUGACGUCCGAGUAAUAUAAUUACUAACGAUAUUUUUUUAUAGUAUAGACUGUGAGCAACUCACGAAAUACAAACGUUACACUGCCAAAUAUGUAUAAUUAUACACGUACGUACAAUUUUUGAUAAGUAAACUAUUUUGCGCCUCUUAUUAUCUUAAGACAAUUAUGGGAUGUUGAACUAUAUCGUGUGUUAUUUCGUUCGAGAUUUAUGAAAUAUCGGAAAAUGAAAGAAUGCAAUGCCCAAAGAUUUCAAGUAUGUACUCAUAAUUACCCUACCUAUGUUUUUACUAUUAUACCUACACUCACUAUAUUCUUAUAAUGCUAAUCACGUACAAUACGCAUCCAACAUUCUCUAUCAUAGCUUUAAGUAUUAAUACGUGUAAGUACAUACAUAUACAUAUGUAUAUUUUCAUUGGUUCUGUAACACACUCCGCUGCUACAGUUAUCAGUACGAUUUUAGUAUGUUAUCAUGUUUUAAUCAAUAAUCGAAUAUCAAAUGAAAGUUCAUUGUAAUUACGUGGCUCUUCAAUAAUAAAUGGCUAUAUCAUAUGGUGCGGAUAGAUUCGUUAAAA
Messenger RNA from Athalia rosae (coleseed sawfly), 5628 nucleotides. Its product is annotated as collagen alpha-1(I) chain-like. Bases 176 to 4774 code for a protein of 1532 amino acids. The transcript has 28 exons. Gene Ontology annotation, molecular function: extracellular matrix structural constituent. NCBI's taxonomy places the organism in Eukaryota, Metazoa, Arthropoda, Insecta, Hymenoptera, Athaliidae. The record is from RefSeq and is a predicted model, not a curated record.